Molecule: messenger RNA, 1032 nt
Organism: Lodderomyces theae
Lineage: Eukaryota; Fungi; Ascomycota; Pichiomycetes; Serinales; Debaryomycetaceae
Exons: 1
Coding region: 1-1032 (343 amino acids)
Cellular component (GO): membrane
Source: RefSeq, a predicted model, not a curated record
AUGUCGGAAUUUUCCAAAUUUAAAAAAGCAGACUUGAGUCAAGUCUUGAAGAGAUUGGGUGUUCGCACCACCGCCAAGGACGUCAAGAAGGUAUUAGUUGAGAAAUUGGAUGCUUAUCUUGCUCACAAACCUAAGGAUGUAAAUGCAGUUAGAAAAUUCCUCGAGGAGUUGGGUGCUAACGAGGUCGAAGAGGAGGAAGUCACUGUUAUUGAAGCUGGAGAUAAUGACGAUGACGAUGACGAUGAAGAUGAAGAUGAUGACGAUGAUGAAGAGGAGGAAGUGGAAGAGGAAGGUGUUAUCUUGGUUGCAGAGGAUGACGAUGAGGAGGACAAGGAUUACCAAGCCCCACCACCAUUGAACUUGAAGGAAUUCAUCUUGGACCCAAUAAUCGCCACUAGCGAAAACGCCAUUGACAAGUUCUACGAGUUUACCGAUUCCGUAGGUAUCACAUAUUUGGAACACACGGAGAAAUUGAGAGACCAAUUGAGCUCAACUGUCACUUUGAACUUCUUGGAAUUGGCUUUAGAAUUUAUCAUUUAUUUGUACAACUUCACCACUAUUGUCCCCUUGAACAAGAACCAAUUAAUCCACCAAUUUUUCCAUGACAACAUCCCUUAUUUGGCACAUUCUCAACUCCCAUCAUUGGAAUUGAUUGGCUUGUUUGAAUUUAAAUCCCUUGCUACAUUGGCAACUUGGAUUCUUUUUGCCAUCAUUUCACCUUCGGUAGUUUCCUACUUUGUCAACUUCACAUCAAGAGUGAUUGAAAUCGAUGACGAUGAAUACUUGUUGAGAAUUUACUCAUUUGAUCCAUUCAUUUUCGCCUUGAGUAAAAUCUUGAUUUAUUACUUUGUGGGCCAAAGUUCAAUUAUCGAAUUUGCCACUGCUGAAUGCUGGUUACUGGCUUUGAAAAAUAAGGCAUUGUUACAUUUAGGAUUGUAUCACACUUUUGCUGCCACUUUGGGCACUUUGCCUUAUGUUUUGGGAGGAGUCAAUGCUUUGAUUGCAUUGUACUCUCAAUUCGAAGAAUUUUAA